Molecule: messenger RNA, 1020 nt
Organism: Paramecium tetraurelia
Lineage: Eukaryota; Ciliophora; Oligohymenophorea; Peniculida; Parameciidae
Exons: 4
Cellular component (GO): nucleus
Source: RefSeq, a predicted model, not a curated record
GUUAUUCUAAGUUGGUGGAAAGGAUCCAUAAAAUAGAUACUAUUCAUUCAAUGGUUAAUUCCAUAGACCAGUCUUAAGAUUAGGAUCAGGAUCAUUCUUUGAUACAUUAGAAGAAUACAAUCCAUUCUGUUUAAGAUUGUUCAAGUAAAGGUUUGAUUAGAGCAGUCUCAGCCAAGGCUUCAUAAUUCAAUGGAAAUCCAGUUAAUUCUGGUGACAGAUUUGGAACAACUGAAUAAUACUCUGUUCAAGGAUGGUUCAAAUGGAAUGGUAAGACAUCUGGAAAAGAUUAAUUGUUAUUCAGAUUGACAUCAACUCUAGCUGGUGAAGAUGCUCUCAAUUUUGAUACACUCAGUUGUUACUUCGAUACUAGAGAUUAAACUCUUAACUUCUACACAUAUACCUACACUGAUUAAUUAGGAUCUGGAAACCCAGAAGUUAGAUAGAUUGUUGAAGGAAAAACCUUUGUCAAAGAUUGGUUCCAUAUUUACUUUGCUUAUUCUAGAAAGAGUAGAUAAGCUGAUGUCAUUGUUGAACAUUCAUAAGGAAAGGGAGCUUUGUCAUUCAAGAAUGUCAACCAUUAUGUUGCUCCAUCACUUAUUCUUUACUAUGGAAAAGAUCAAUUGACAGAUGCUUUCGAAGGAUUUAUUCAAGGAUUGAAUCUUUUCGCAUGCGACAUUACUUAUCAACCAACUCCUAAGCCAGUCGAAGAUUGCACACCAAUGAAAGAUCCAAUCUGUUUAGCUGGUGAUUAAUAUGAAAAUGUUUCAUUGACCAAUAUUGAAAACGUUGUUCAAGAAUUAGAGAAAAGAAAGUAAUUGAUGUAAGAUAAGUAAUUUGUUUUACCAACUACUUAAUGCUUCUGUUUCCCAUAAUAAGGAAAGAAAGUUCUUCCAUAAAGAUAAGAAGGUUUGCUUGAAAUCUACGAUGAUGAUGAGGAACCUUAAUAAUAAGAUGUCGUUGAAGUAUGAGUGUGUCAUUGAUAUUAUAAUAAAACCAUUAUCAAUAAAACUAUUAAUGAAA